This is a messenger RNA of Mangifera indica (mango), 1551 nucleotides long. Its product is annotated as putative disease resistance protein RGA4. Gene Ontology annotation, molecular function: ADP binding. Gene Ontology annotation, biological process: defense response to other organism. NCBI's taxonomy places the organism in Eukaryota, Viridiplantae, Streptophyta, Magnoliopsida, Sapindales, Anacardiaceae. The coding region runs from base 1 to 1551 and encodes 516 amino acids. The record is from RefSeq and is a predicted model, not a curated record. The transcript is spliced from 3 exons.
AUGGCUGAAGCAAUUAUUUCUGGUGUCUUGCAGCAGUUGAUUUCAAUCAUUGGUGAAGAAACAAAGCAAAAGGUGAAGCUGGUUGUCGGUGUCGACAAUGAAGUCAAAAAGCUUAGGAGCAAUCUCGAAGCUAUCCAAGUUGUGCUGGUUGAUGCAGAGGAAAGACAAGUGAAAGAGAAAACUGUAGAACUUUGGUUAGAUCGGCUCAAACAGGCUUCCUACAACAUUGAAGAUGUGUUGGGUGAGUGGAACUAUGCCAUUCUAAAACAAAAAAUUGAGGGAGUUGAUGAUGCUACCGUUCCUAAGAAGAAGAAGGUGUGUUUCUUCUUUCCCUCCUCUUGCUUUUCAUUCAAACAAGUUAGUUUGCGUAAAGACAUUGCAAUCAAGAUAAAAGAAGUAAAUGAAAAUCUAGAUGUCAUUACGAAACAAAAAGAGAUGUAUGGUUUUAAUGCAAUUAGAAAGGCUGAAAAGUUAGAACGAGUACAAACUACUUCAUUUAUUGAUGUGUCUGAAAUAUGUGGUCAAGAUGAUUGUAAGAGUAUUUUAAUACAGAAGUUGUGUGCGAGCAAUGAGCAAUGCCUCCCUAUCAUCUCUCUUAUAGGGAUGGGAGGUAUCGAACCUUUUGAUGAGCAUAGAAUUGCUAAAGCAAUUAUUGAGUAUUUAGGAGGUUCAACUAAGGAUUUAAGUGAAUUGCAAUCUCUUCAUCAACAUAUUAGUACAUUAAUCCAAAGAAAUACAUUUUUUUUUGUGUUAGAUGAUGUGUGGACUGAGGAUUACAAAAAGUGGGAACCAUUGUAUCGUUGUUUGAUGAAUGGUGUGCAUGGAAGUAAAAUUUUAGUUACAACACGCAAGGAGUCGGUUGCAAAAAAGAUGGGUUCGAUUGAUAUUAUCAAUGUUCAGGGGUUGAGUGAUGAUGAAUAUUGGUUGUUGUUUAAGCGAAUAGCAUUUUUUGGUAGGCCUUUUGAGGAAUGUGAAAGACUAGAAGAGAUUGGCAAAAAGAUUUCGGGCAAGUGCAAAGGUUUGCCUCUUGCUGCAAAGACAUUAGGAAGUCUCUUGCGGUUUAAAAAACGUUGGGAAGAGUGGAAACGUAUCUUAGAUAGUAAAUUAUGGAAACUUGAAGAAAUUAAAGAAGAUGUUUUCCAACCAUUAUUAUUGAGUUAUAAUGAUUUGCCUUAUACAAUAAAAAGAUGUUUCUUAUAUUGUGCUAUCUUUCCUAAGGAUUAUAGAUUAGGAAAAGAUGAAUUGAUUAAACUAUGGAUGGCUCAAGGAUAUGUUAAAGAAGAAAAAGAUAAGGCAAUGGAGAUAGUUGGAGAAGAGUAUUUUGACUAUUUAGCUUCACGAUCAUUAUUCCAAGAGUUUAGAAAAGAUGAUGAAAAUAAUGUGAUUGGAUGUAAGAUGCACGAUUUAGUGCAUGACUUUGCUCAAUCCUUAAAUAAGAAUGAGUGUGUCCACAUAGAAGUUGAUGGUUCUAAAGGGCCACUCAUAAGCUCUUUUAAUCGUGAGAAUGCUUAUCACGCAAUGUUUGGAAAGGAUGCGCAGUUUCUUAUGUAA